This is a messenger RNA of Serendipita indica DSM 11827, 1518 nucleotides long. The record is from the annotation of a GenBank genome assembly. Lineage: Eukaryota; Fungi; Basidiomycota; Agaricomycetes; Sebacinales; Serendipitaceae.
AUGGAGACGCAGACGGACGUUCGAGCACAGUACGAGGCGCGAGCACCGUAUCAGGGAAACAGCGACGAGAUGGAGCGGGUCGGGUACGAUGAAGAGACUGGACGACAUUACUUUCGAAAAGGCGAACAAAUCUACGCGAGUCAACCGAGUGUCGAAUUCGAGGGCGCAUUGAGAAGAAUUGGAGACGUGCUCUCCCGACCAUCACUUUCCCGCGAGCUACCAGAGGUACCCUUGCCAUCCCUCAAACGGAUAGGACGACGAUAUCUCUUUCCCAUUCUCAUCUUCACCUCUAUCCUGCUUUUCCUGUUAAUUCUUCACCAGUUUUCGUUCAUAUCAAUCCCCCUACUCUCCUCGUCCGUGCACUGCUCGUCGGAUCGCCUGGAAGUGUAUCAUACGAUUGAGGGUGAUCACUGCUGGGUGCUGGCAAACUACCGUGGAUGGACGCUCAACGAGCUGUUCAAGGAGAACCCAAACCUCGGCCUUACACUACCGGCCACAUCGGGCUCGACUCUUACGCUAUUGUCUCGAGCGUCAAAGAAGGAAACGAGAAAAACUGGGAAGCGGAAGAUGAUCUUGCCAGACGAGUUUGAAAAGGCCGAUAUCUGGGUCGGCGAGAGCGAUACAGAGACAGAAGACGAUCUGUCGUCGUGCGGAGAUGAGGAAGAGAUGACAGUAUAUGGUGGAGGUCGACGUGGAUACCCAACGAAUCCUGCAUCAGCCAAAGCGAGCACUGUUGGCGGUCCGCAGCAGGAGGAGAAACGUCGACGACAGAGGCCCAGAUCACGGGAAGAGAGAACAGUCGUUCGAUUAGGAAAUGGGCUGCAUAUUUCCUUUCACCAUCAUCACAGACGAGGGGAUACGGCGACGACAGGGGAAGAUGAAGAAGGAGUGUACGAUUUAGCAAAGCAGCUGCAUGCCGUCGUUGGGCAUGAGAAUCCACUCAAUUCACGGACAGAAACAAGGCGAACAGCGUCUCUGCGGCGGUCAAAACGCCUCGAGGCAUCAGCGGUCUCCAAACAACAUACUCACAGACAAAAUCCCCCGACCAAAGAGAUUACUCCAUCACAUAUGCCUUCCCAUUCCCAUUCGACCGAUCCCUCUUCGUCGCGCCGGGUCGAGCACCGACGACGACCAAGCCUAACACCCGACUUUUCACGCCGAAUUCCACUCCAUCCACCGGGUUUGUCAGGCGUUGGCCUGUGGUCGGCGCCCUACAAUCGCGACAAUGCGGCCCGAGAACCUCCAAGAGGAGAAGACGCGGAGGAAGAAAGGCCGACGAAUCCGAGUCCGAUUGUGACGCCCAAUGGGGGCGUCAAGGACCUUGCGCUUCCACCGGAGACGACAAUGAGUCGGAGUCGGAAUCGGAGUUGUGUAGAUCCCCUGGUCGAGAGCGAAGAGGUCCAUCAGCUAGAAUCGAUACAUACUCUAUGUGUAGGAGAAAUUCCACAGCGACGGGAUGUUGGAUUGCUUGGUUCGCUGCUGGCAUGGACGGCGAACUGGGGCUGGCGGCGACGGUAG